Molecule: messenger RNA, 1056 nt
Organism: Debaryomyces hansenii CBS767
Lineage: Eukaryota; Fungi; Ascomycota; Pichiomycetes; Serinales; Debaryomycetaceae
Exons: 1
Coding region: 1-1056 (351 amino acids)
Source: RefSeq, a predicted model, not a curated record
AUGAAUAACGUCUAUUCUGCCCUUUCUUUGGCGUUAAUCGGUGAGAAACGAUUUGUGCUAACAACCAAUGAUUAUGAGAAUACGGUUUUUUUGUUUCGAACAUUACUACAGGAAUCAUGCCAGUUUAAUUCAGAUGACAUCUGUGAGGUCGAUGUAAAGCAUGAGCUAGAUAAUAACUCGGUUGAUCUGUUAAUACGGCAGAUGAUAUAUUGGGAGGAAAAUACGAGUGAAUAUGGAUUUAAAAAUGUGAUUAUUUGGAGGAAUAUGGAGAAGUUGUCGCACGAGCAGCAAAAAGUAGGGCUAUUUCCAUUGUUGAACCAAAUCGACGAAUACGACACUACGGUUGCACGGAGCAAUCCGCAGAGUCGGGUUCAAGUUGGUAGCUUUGUAAUACGGAAGCCCAAGAUGUUUAUAAUUGUUCCUUUGAUUGAAUCGGAGCACGCACAUCCCCAAGUGUACCAGUAUGUGAAGGAGAAGUUCUGGUUUGCGCAGAACUUUCAUUACAAAGACGCCAGUGACGAGAAGGAGGAAAUAGACUAUUGCGACGAUUAUUCAGGGCUUAUUCUCGAGAUCAGAAACGUCACCAGGCCCCAGGUAUAUGCAUCCCCCGAAAUUCAACGAUAUAUCUAUUCGUUAGUGGUGCACGCGAGAAACCACAGACUAUGCUCGCUUGCUCCCAUACAAUCGAGAUUGUCCACCCGAACUAUAGACGCAAUGCAACAGCUUUCCGAAUGCAUGGUUGCCUGGAAGAAGCAUGGUUCCGACCGACUCUUCGUGACUCCAGAUUACUGCAAAAUUGCCAUGCGCAAAAUCGGCUACUGGCUCAUCGACUGGGAGCACGACAGCAUUUUCAACACCUCGUCUGAUUGCGACGUAGAUGCUGAUUUGGAUUACAGAAGACAGUUGGAAAUAAGCAUGCUCACAGGAGACUGGUAUGGAAGUGAUUGGAAGUAUGUCAAAAAGUAUCUCGAAACCUACAAAACCGAUACCAACGCUGCAAAUUACAUAAAUAAAAUCGUCGAAGACGUACUACAAUCGGUGCGUCCUCCAAUAUAG